Molecule: messenger RNA, 865 nt
Organism: Sus scrofa (pig)
Lineage: Eukaryota; Metazoa; Chordata; Mammalia; Artiodactyla; Suidae
Gene: CLDN17
Product: claudin 17
Cellular component (GO): membrane; bicellular tight junction
Molecular function (GO): structural molecule activity
Source: RefSeq, marked provisional
UAUGGACAGUAACAGUGGAGAAACACAUCAGAGAUCGCUCUAGACUCACGGGGGCCUCCACGUUCUGCCUGGUGAGCAGCUUCCACUGCAGAUUGGAUCCCUCUUCAAAGCAAAAGUAAUGGCGUUUUAUCCACUGCAAAUCGCCGGCCUGGUUCUUGGCUUCCUGGGCAUGGUCGGGACUCUGGCUACCACUCUUCUGCCUCAGUGGAGAGUAUCAGCUUUUAUUGGCAGCAACAUUAUUGUCUUUGAAAGGAUCUGGGAAGGGCUCUGGAUGAACUGUGUCCGACAAGCCAAGGCCAGGUUGCAGUGCAAGUUCUACAGUUCUAUGCUGGCUCUGUCCCCUGCCCUGGAAGCAGCCCGGGCCCUCAUGUGUGUGGCUGUUGCUCUGUCUUUGAUUGCUCUGAUUAUUGGCAUCUGUGGCAUGAAGAAGAUUCAGUGCACAGGUUCUAAUGAGAGGGCCAAAGCCUACCUUCUGGGGACUUCUGGAGUCCUCUUCAUCCUGACGGGCAUCUUCGUUCUGAUUCCAGUGUGCUGGACAGCCAAUAUCAUCAUCAGGGACUUCUACAACCCAGCCGUCCAUGUAGGUCAGAAACGAGAGCUGGGAGCAGCGCUAUUCCUUGGCUGGGCAAGUGUUGCUGUCCUCUUCAUCGCAGGAGGUCUGCUCUGUGGGUUCUGCUGUUGCAACAGAAAGAAGCAAAGGGACGGAUAUCCAGCCCCGAGGCCUAGCAUGCCACGCACAGAUGAGAGACGUCGGAACAUGACAAGGCAGAGUGAGACCCCCACCAGUUACGUCUGAUAUCUACUUUUGGCUCAAACUGUAGAUAGUGAACAAUGUGUCUUAAAGAGUCGUGUCAGAAACUGUAAG